Esox lucius (northern pike) is the source of this 6775-nucleotide messenger RNA. Its product is annotated as calmodulin-regulated spectrin-associated protein 1-B. The record is from RefSeq and is a predicted model, not a curated record. Gene Ontology annotation, molecular function: calmodulin binding; spectrin binding; microtubule minus-end binding. Bases 421 to 5301 code for a protein of 1626 amino acids. Gene Ontology annotation, cellular component: microtubule minus-end. The transcript has 20 exons. Lineage: Eukaryota; Metazoa; Chordata; Actinopteri; Esociformes; Esocidae. Gene Ontology annotation, biological process: neuron projection development; cytoplasmic microtubule organization; negative regulation of microtubule depolymerization.
AACCCACCGACUGACAAUUAGAUUUCUAUGGGAAGGCGCGGACACGAAGGUACACACAAGGUGCUUCUCACGAAUACGUAAAAUGCUUCGGCCUGAUAUUAUCUUCUGAAAUAGAAAGAUACACGCUAAAACGCCGAAUGAUUAAAUACGUUGUUUCGUAACCUCGGUAAAUUUUCGUCUCUGCCAUCCAUUGGUAGUAAACGCUCAUCGGGUUCCUGUGGUGCGGUUAUCAUAGACACAUACAUAGGCCGCAAAUUGGGUUUUGUUGCUGGGGAGGAGACCGUUUGUUGAACUCGCUGGUUUCUGCUAUGUGUUGCUUGGGCUUUGCUCAAGCAAUUGCAUAAGACAGUCAUUUAGCUAUGUUACAUCAUUUCUCCUGUCGGAUCUAAAGGGUGGAUUGAGGAAAAGCGUCUUUAAAGGAUGGAUCUGGAUCUGUGUGCUGGCGGGGACAGCACCCGAAGAAAGUUGGAUACAGCAGGCGAAGGGGCAGUGGAGGUGGUACCUUUGGAAAUGUACGACUCUGCCAGAGCCAAAAUAGACGCAAACCUUCGGUGGCUGUUCGCCAAAGCCUACGGCAUUGACCACAUCCCGGAGGACCUGCGGGACCCGUUCUACACAGACCAGUACGAGCAGGAGCACAUCAAGCCCCCGGUCCUCCACCUGCUGCUCUCCUGCGAGCUCUACUGUCGCGUGUGCGCCCUCAUCCUGAAGACGGACCAGGCCGCCUCGCUGCAGUCCCACAUGUCCGUCAUCCAGGCCCUGAGCCGCAAGGGCAUCUACGUCAUGGAGAGUGACGACGUCCCCGUGACGGACGCCGACCUCGCCUGCGUGCCUAUCAAAAUGAGCGCCCACAUGCCGAUGAUCGAUGCCCUUAUGAUGGCCUACACGGUGGAGAUGAUCAGCAUAGAAAAGGUUGUGGCCUGCGUCAAACGCUUCUCCACCUUCAGCGCUUCCAAGGAGCUGCCCUUUGACCUUGAGGACGCCAUGGUCUUCUGGAUCAACAAGGUUAAUCUGAAGAUGAGGGAGAUGGCAGAGAGAGAGCUCAAAGUCAAGCAGCACCCGCUGGAGUCCCCCAGUCACCAGAAGUCUCCCUCCAAAUGGUAUUGGAAACUAGUACCUUCUGACGUCAUGCUCACCCUGGCCCCCUGCAUGCUGGAGCCAGAGGAAUUGGAGCCCACUUUGGUGCGGUAUCGCAGGGAGCACAACACCGGGCGCCAGCUGCCUUUCUUCCCCGUGCUGGAGGACCUGAUGAGGGAUGUGUGUGACGGAGCCGCCCUCCUCACCGUGGUUCACUACUACUGCCCUGACCUCAUGAAGCUGGACGAUAUUUGCCUGAAGGAGGUGACCUCCAUAGCCGACAGCCUGUACAAUAUCCAGCUGCUCAAGGAGUUCGCCAACGAGUAUCUGAACAAGAGCUUUUACCUGACAAUGGAAGAUAUGCUCUACUCUCCUCUGGUGCUCAAGCACAAUGUGAUGGUGUUCAUCGCUGAGCUCUUCUGGUGGUUUGAGACGGUCAAGCCAGAGUUUGUCCAACCCAGGACAGAUGAGUUCAAAGACGCCCGAGCUAUGGCUCAGCCAAAGAGUGCCCGCCCCUCAGUGCCCAUCUCCAACGCCACCAAACGUAGCUUCCAGGUGACCCCUGGCAUGGCGGAGGCCUCUCUGUCGGUCUCUGCCCAGAGCAGUCCGGAUGUCUGCAACAGGUACUUUCUUCACCCUGCUGAAGACUGUGACCCUCUUAGUAAAGGAGGUCCUGCUGCGUCCUUCAGCCCGUCCCACCCGCUCCUACCCCUGAGACAGAGGCAGCAGAAGCAGCAGGGGGAGGAUGGAUCAGGCAUCAGGAACCGCUCCAACUCCUUGGAGAACCGACAGCCACGAGCUUCUGUGCAGGCCUGGCCUGACAAAAGACAAAGACCAAUGUCAACGCUCAACCCGUAUACGUUCGGCAUAUCGGCCACUGACAGCGAUGCCGACAUAGCCUCCGGUGACAGCGUGAGUCUGGCCCGCUCCAUCAGCAAAGACAGCCUGGCUUCUAACGUGGCCAACCUCACCCCCAAACAUCAGAGCCUCACUCCCCAGGGCCACACCCUGAUCGGCCCCGCGCAAGGCGUCCGCCCCCAAGUCGCCUCCGCGCCCCAACGGGUCAACGGCCACGGCCUGUUGGGAAACGUCGACCUGGAGGAGGAGGAGCUGGAGGCAGUGAUGAGGACUGAAGCGUCGCCUGCUCUGAACAACCCGCUGGAGGCCAGGCCCGCCGGGGCCAUGCCCAAGGAUAGUUUCUACUUGGAACCACUGAUGCCUGCUGUGUUAAAACCGGCCAAGGAGAAGUCCGUAUGCCUGAACAAGGAGGAGGAGAGCGGGGAGGCUGGGCGGUCGCGGGGAGGGGGGUCCCUCCGGAGAGCAGAGGGAGGACCUGCACUCGCAACAUCUGCCAGGAGGAAAACCCCCAACAGCCUAAAUCGGACGUAUACUCCCACCUCUAGUGGGGAGUUGGACAUGUCCACUGAGGCUUGGCUGGCCGGGCCACCCCAGGGACAAGGAUCCUUCAAGCCCCUUGUCACCAGCAGCGCAGAACCCCCCGGGGGAUUCUACCUCCACUCGGACAGUGAGGACCAGAAGCCCGGGCACGAGCUGGACCUGGACGAGGCCGAUGAGGAGGACCUGGACGAAGCCCUCACCACCAAAGACCCAACCAGGCCUAGGAAGUCCUUUGAGGACGAGGAGGAGGAAGAGUCAGCCAAGCUUCAGGAGGACCAGAAAGUGAAGGAGAAGGAGGACAAGGAUAAAGGGGACGACGGGGCCAGCGGUCGCUCCAGCCCCUGUCUCAGCACCCACUCUCAGGCCAGUAGCCUGGCCAGCGGCAGUGUGCGCAUGACCAGCUUUGCCGAGCGCAAAGCCCAGCAGCGUUUCGGCAGCAACCAGGACCUGCGAACCAGCGCCUCCAGCUCGCAGAGGACCACUCCGGACGGCUCUGAGUGCAGCGGGCCCCUGUCCCUGCCCACGUCCUGGAGGCUAAAGAGGGACCAGAGCCCCUGCUCCCCCCAGGGCGGCCGGGGGGACGGAGGGAACAACGUGCUGGCCUCUGAACUGGUCCAGCUCCAUAUGCAGCUGGAGGAGAAGAGGAAGGCCAUCGAGCACCAGAAGAAGAAAAUGGAGGUUCUGUCAGCCAGACAGAGGCAGAAGCUGGGCAAGGCUGCCUUUUUGCACAUUGUCAAGAAGGGCAAGAGUGACACCCUGCCCCACCUGCUCAAACCGGACCACUAUUCCAAAGAGGAGCUUAACGGGGACAAAGGCGGGAGCUCGAAAGACGACUCGUGCGUGGACAUGCUCAGGGCGGCCAAAGAGACAGACUCGUCCGCCUCGCCGGUCCCGGGUGCCUUUGAGGCAGUUGACCGGAAGGGCAGCCGUAGCCCAGGUCCUCUGCUCGAUGAAGAACUGGACCUGAACGAGUGCAACCGCUCCAUCGAGAUGCUGAACGACGCCAUUGGCAGCAUCCAGCAGCAGAUGAUGCAGCUCUCCCUCCAGCAGGAACAGCUGAUGAAACAGAAUGUACAGUCCCCUCCCGGCGUCCUGUCCCCGUCCUUGACCAAUGACAAACCCGCCGUCUCUGAACCCAAGGCCCGGGCGGCGGUCCACUUUGUGGAGAUCGGAAGUGGCACGCCGGCAACGGGCACAGCGCCCACCAGGAAACCCCCCAAGCUGACGUCGGCCAGAGGCCCCAGGUCUAAGCCUUCGGAGCUGAAGCUGGCCAAGGAGCACGGGCGACAGGGCCUAGCCUCCAGCCGUGCUAUCACCCCCACUCACAGCCUGGAGACUCUGCCCCACCUGAGGCAGUUCCCUGGGGGCAGGUCCCCCAGGGCCGACCAGCCCGAUGCCAGCCCCAGAACCCCCCCCGCCAUCGGGGAGACGAACAGCGGGCAGGACAAACCUGGUCGUAGCGCCACCUUUAGGCUCCACGACGAGUCCAACCUGCGCGCUGUGGCCCGGAACGAACCGGUGACGAUCACCACCCCAGAAGUGUCCUUUGACGAGUGCCUGUCCAGUACCCCGAGGGAGGGGGAGCUGAACUCCUCAGACGGCUCGGGGAAGGAGAAUGUCCCCUCGGAGGAGGUUUCACGGAGCAAAGCCCCCCUGAUCGAGGUGGACUUGUCAGACCUGAAGGACCCAGAGGAGCUUGAGGGGGAGGGUCAGGAAAGCACCAUUGAGGGGGAUGACGGGGAACUGAAAUCUGGCCUGGGAUUCUUCUUUAAGGAUGAACAGAAGGCAGAGGAUGAGCUGGCUAAGAAGAGGGCAGCGUUUCUCGUAAGGCAGCAGAAAAAGGCUGAGGAGGCCCGCCUUCGCAAGCUACAGCUGGAGGCAGAGAGCGAACAGAAGCGGGAAGAGGCCAGGCAGAAGGCGGAAGAAGACCGGAUGAGGAAGGAGGAGGAGAAAGCUCGCAGGGAGUUGAUCAAAGAGCAGUACCUAAGGAGGAAGCAGCAGGAGCUGAUGGAGGAGCAGGGCCUCGGCAGCCCGGCCAAGCCCAAGACCCCGAAGACUAAGCCCAAGAAAGCCGUUCACCAGACCCACCGACCCAAGUCAGCGUUCAGCAGAGAGGAGUCCUCCAGCGACACCUUUUCCUCCAAGUGCUCUUCUUCCACACGUAAGAAGGACCUUCUGUUCAUGUUGCUAGCUGACAACCUGAGCAGUGCCCAGUCAGGCUCCAGCCUGUCCCUGGCCUCUGCCGCCACCACUGAGCCAGACAGCGUCAACUCUGGAGGGGCUGGAUCCCAACGAGGCGAAUCUGUGGAGUCGUUCCCGGGCCUGAGUCGGAAUGCCAGUCGCAACACGGAGCGAGACUGGGACAACGGGUCCACGGCGUCCUCCAUAACCUCUAUGGCAGAGUACACCGGUCCCAAACUGUUCAAGGAGCCCAGUUCAAAGUCCAACAAACCAAUCAUCUUCAACGCCAUCACCCACUGCUGCCUGGCUGGCAAGGUUAACGAAGCUCAGAAGAACACUCUUCUAGAGGAGCUGGAGAAGGUUGAAGCCCACCACCUGAUGAUCCUGUUCAGGGACGGAGGCUGCCAGUUCCGUGGUGUCUACUCCUACUUCCCCGACACCGAGGAGAUCCUCAAGCUCACCGGCACAGGGCCCAAGAGCAUCAGCAAGAAGAUGAUCGACAAGCUCUACAAGUACAGCUCGGACCGCAAGCAGUUUACGGUCAUCCCCGCCAAGACCGUGUCGGUUAGCAUCGACGCCAUCACCAUCCACAACCACCUGUGGCAGGCCAAGAGAACCACUAUGCCAAAGAAGGCUGGGAAAUAAUCCUGGAACUCACCAUGGGGGACCCCUCCUGGUAUCUCUUCCUCCCUGCUCUCCUGGAAAGACUGCAUUGAUGUCCACCGCCAAUAGGUCCAAUCUGUCUCUCGCCCUCUUCUCUCUCUGUCUCUUUCUCUCACUUUCUCUCGGUUUGUCUCUCUCUCUCUCUCUCUCUCUCUCUCUCUCUGUGUGUGUGUGUCUCUCCCUUUGUCUUAUAUGGGGGUCACAGAUGCUUGGAUGUAUACUGUACUGGUGGUUUCUAAGUAGGAUUGUCAUCCUAAUGAACCAAGAUGUGGCACCUUCUCUGCCCGGACCUCAAUGUGUUCAUUCACUCGGUUCUGUGUUUCUAAAGACUAAGAGAAGCAUGUGACGUUUCUUUUGUUCAUGUGGUGGGAUUUGUUUUUACUUGAAGUAUUUAUUGGUUUGGCACUGAAUGGUUGAGAGCUGGGCCGCAGCACACCCUACAACAGUCCAACGUUACAAGCCCCUCCCCUCUCUCGUUGGACUUCCUUUGAGAGGAGGGGUUACUACACUACGACCAAUGACUACCCAUUGUCUCAUGUUGCGGGGGCGGGCGGGUUUGUUCUCAAUCUCUCCAUUGCAGAUUCUGACCCAAGGGGAAAAGUUCACAUCCCUUCAGGCUUAAGGGACCGUUCUGCUGCAACAAAACAAUCUUCGGUAGAGACUAGAACUUUCUACCAGACAAGAAUUGCCAACUUUGCCUCCAGUUCUCCUGUCCAAUGUGCUGCUCGGUUCUGUUUCCUGUUUGUUACUGGGGUCCUCCCAGACCAUCCGCUGGCCUUUUUCACGCAUCAUAGUGGUAACGUCGACUGUCUGUUAAUCCAAACUUCAACUGCUUUUUAACGCUGAACGCCCGUCGUAGCACUGUCCGUCUGGUGUCUAUGGAAUUAUGAUGAUGGUCGUUUCAAACUACACGCCUUUAGCCCUUUUUAAACGAGGGGUCGAAGGUAGACAAUGAAUACUAGGUUUUGGUACUGUACAAAUUGUCAUGAUGCUUACUUUUAUUUUUGUUAUUGAGCAGUGUGGUUGGUUAGACUGUAAUCGGAAGCUGAUGUUAUGUGUUUUUCAUCAUAACAUGCGUGAGUAUCGGAUGUACAUUAGCUAGUUAGAGCUAGUCGUGUUUCUCCACUGGGACCGCAGUGUCCUGUGUAAAGGUGCACUCCACUCAUGAUCACGUUUCAAAGGCUUGUAUCAUGCAAUGUAACUACUCUCCUUCUAUUCCACGAGAGACCCACCAGUAGUGGGGUCAAUAAUUCCAUUUCAGUUCAGUUGAGCCCUAACCUGGUACCCCUCCCCCGAGAACUGCAUGCUCUUAUUCUGAAGAGUGUGCCGGUCUGGUUUUUACCAGUUUGAAUGACAGUAUUUAAUAUAUUCAUGAUGGGUUACUCUGUGGGACUGUGGUCUAAUUAUUUAACAACCAACCAACAAUUAAAGAACAUUCCUGAAAGGUGUCAACCAA